AUGGUGUCAUGGGUGAACGAGGUCGCUAAAUCAGUCGGUUUGUCCAUAAACGCUGGGAAGACCAAAGUAUUCUCAAGCUGCAUCCCUGACCAGGAGAAUGCACCCCUCGGGAUUGAUGGCUGUCAACUUGAAGAAGUAGACACUUUUAAAUACCUCGGGGCGAGGCUGCUGCCUAAUGGACAGAGUAAGGAUGACAUUGUCCUCCAAAUCAAUGCUGCCCGCUGGGUUUUCUCAAGCCUUCGAAAACGCCUAUGGAACCGACGUGACCUCUCCAUCGCCACUAAGAUUCGCAUGUACCGUGCAUCUGUCCGGUCUGUCCUUCUCUACGGUUGUGAAUGCUGGGCUUUGCGCGUGGAGGAUGAGCGAAAACUGAAGGUAUUUGACCUACACUGCUUGAGAACCAUCCUUCGAGUGAGGUUCACCCACUUCGUCUCAAAUGAGACAGUUCGCGCUCGCUGCCACGAAAUCACAAGGAUAACUCAGGCCAUUCAAGAAAGACGACUGAGGUGGUUUAGGCAUGUUCUUCGUCGUCCACCUCAGGAGCUUAGUUUUACUGCCCUCGAUCCGGCACUGUUUCCUAAUUGGAGGCGUCGAAGAGGGGGUUAACUCAAAACCUGGCUCGACACAGUUCGUCAAGACAUGGAGGUGGUUCUUGGACCUUCGGUUUUCGGUCUCCGUCGUUGGCGAAGAGAAUGGGCUGAGCUGUACCGAUCUGCUGCUGCGGAUCGUCACGGGUGGCGAGGUACAGUCCGUGACAUCAUCGAGGCCGGCUAGAUCAGGCAUGAUCGCAGCCGUACCAAGUACAAAUAAGUGCAAAUAUCGUGACCGCGAAUGGAAUGCACCUCUUAUUUUCGUCACUAAUCGGAAUUUCAUCAUUGCCCUUAAGUUUGUCCUGCAAUACAGUACCAUUGUAUUUUGGGGGUCGAUUUAUCUCAUGCUAAUAAUUUUUUUUCACCGAUUUUGUCACCGGACGUCUUUCGUUUAAGCCGACCACAGUUCCUUAUUAUUUUCCCCAUAGCUCCCAUCGUUAGUUUGUCUGCGGUUUAGUCGAUUUCACUCUUUCCGAGCCUUCUGAACUGGUACGCUUAGUCCCCGACUCCCCGAUUUCGUUUCUGAACAGGUGACUGCCGUUCGCUAUCUUAUGUCCGAAUUCCGCUGCUUUCUCAUGGAAGGAUGAACCUUCGGUUAGAACAGUCGUGUUUCAGCGCAUCAUAGACACGGGUUCGUCUCGCUCAAUGCCUCAACUACUUCGGCGGUCGUCCGUUCACAUCUAGAAACAGCAGGUCAUCAAAAAACAUGCUGGGCAAACACGUCAUUCGUCCAUCUUUUUGGCCUUGGGCCUCACUGAUUGUUCUCGUUAAAAAGAAAGAUGGAUCCUUACGACUAUGUAUUGCCUACUGAGGGUACAUUCUGUAACCGUCAAAGAUUUCCUCCCAUUACCUCGGAUACACACUAGCCUAGGGCCCAAGCAAGUGUUGCAUGUUUCCUUACGCUUGACCUACAAUCCGGUUACUGACAGAUGGAAGUGACUCCCGAGGACAGAUGUAAGACUGUGUUCUCUAUUCGCUCGGGGCUACACGAGUUUGAAACCGCGCUCUUUGCGUUGAAGAAAGCGCCUGGGACCUUUCGACGUCCGAUGGCCUCAGUUUUACGGGACUUGCCUCCUACCGCGUGUCUCGUCUACCUGGACGAUUUAAUCGUACAGGGGUCUUCGGUCGAGUCACACCUCGCUAAUCUUCCAGCCAUUUCCACUCAUAUCCGGGCCGUAGACCUCUAACUGGACCCAGCUAAAUGCACUUUCUAUAAGACAUCUAUUCCAUUGUCAGGUCACAUUGUCUCAACUGACAGAUCCCAUGGAGACUGAGCCGAUUAAACGCUGGCCACAACCUAAGCCCGCUUUCGAACUCCGCGUUUUCCUAUUUUGGACACAUAGCCUGUCAUACUAACAUAAUAUCCCGGUUAAAUUCCAUCUUAUCUGCUACUUUUCUAUUUCUCGUUUUAGUUCCAGCACGUCAAUUGUAAGAUGAAUAAAGCCCUACGACAGGGUAUUCUCGUUCUGAUUCGUGCUUUCCCUCGUGUGCUUGCUGCGGUCCUACCUACAAAAUAGUCGCCCCUCUGAAUCAUCUUACUAGCAAGCAGACUAUUUUGCAUUGGUCCGGCGAAUGCGAUAAUGCCCUUGAGGAACUCAAAUAGUGUCUGACAUCCCCUCUUUUGCUGGUAUUCCCCGGUAUUUCCCAGUCAGCCCCUCCUUUCAUAUUGGAUACCGGUGCUUCGAAUUUAGCCAUCGGAACAGUCCUCUCUCAACAACAAGGAUGAACCUGAACAUUCGCUUGUUUUUGUCAGUCAGACGCUGACUACGCUCAAACGUAACUACUCCACAACUCGUAAGGAGCUUCUUCCCGUCGUGACGUUUGUCAAGAAGUUUCCCCAUCGCCUCACCGACAAACAGUUCAUCUUAAGCACCGAUAAACAGGCUUUGCGGGGGUUUGAAAACUUCAAGGAUCCGACUGGUCAACUCGCUGGCUCUCAGGCAGACCUUUUAGAGAAUUCAGACCCCGUCGUACAUCGCGCACGUAGCAAGCAUCAGAAUGCGGAUGCCUUGUCUAGCCGGACACAGACGCCACCGCCGUUUGACGCAUAUGCCACGGUGACGGCCAUUUCGUCUCUCACUCCCGAGUAUUUACGGUGGGCGUCAACUCAAACCACAGAUUCCCAAAUAUCGCUAAUUUAUGCUCAUAUUUAUCGCGGGAUACCGAAACCGUCAAGCGAGUAGACGAAAAGUUCUAACGGGGAAACUCGAUGCCUUGGUCGACGUGAGACAGCCUCCGCCCUAACGACGACAUGUUUUUCUUCUACCAAUCCACUUUUUGUCUUACCUCACGAUGCGUUCCAUCCCACACUCGCCCCCAUUGUGAUCUGCGCCGCGCUGGUCAGUUUCGCACAGACGCAGCCGCACCGCAGCGUUUUUGUUGCCAAAAUGAACGCCAGGUCAUACAGGACAUUUGCAACACCUGCCCCGUAUGUAUGGAUGUCAAAAGUCCCAACCCAACGCACUGCGCACCACCGCAGCCCAUUCAGGAAAGCAACCCGAGCGCAAUUGUUGAUGUUGAUUUAAUGUGUCCUGUGCCUCCUUCCCACUUCGAAAAUCGGUAUGUCCUAGUCUUAGCAGACCUUUUGACCAACUUGUGCGAAGCCGUGCUGCCGUAAGCAAACACUUACGGUAGGCAAGGCUAUCUUCAGCUAGUGGAUCUGCCGCCAUGGCGUGUCCCCGCAACUCCAUUCAGACUGUGGUGCUUUGUUUGAGUUGCCAUCUGGGUGCGUUCUUUGACUACCGUUGCCCAUACGCCAAUAGUGCUCGAGGCAGCGAAUUUCAGAGCAUAACUUGAGUGUAGUUUCGACAUUAUUCUCAAACGCCAAUCGAACCCGAGAAGUUGUGAUUUAUUUUCCAUCUGGACGGAAGCUGCCUUCCUAAGUAAGCGGUCCCCUGCAGACCAUUUGUAAUAUAUUACCCCUAGAUAAUUUAGUCCUUUCUUCUGAAGCAGAGUCUGUAUGUCUUUCCCAAUGUCCUACGCUACUGUAAAUCCGGCGAAUUUUUGACGGUCAUUGUCAGAUACUACCAAGUUCACAUCGUAGGACCGCAGUUUGCGAAACAUUACAAUCGUGUCACUGGACCUUCUCACUUCCACCGCUUUGGAAACAGUUGCAUAUUUUGGCUUCAUAGUUUUUAGGUAUUCCAGCUUCUAUUGUUCACUUAAGUCGCGUAGGAGAGAGAUUGAUUCAACCCUAUGGUGGUAAUGAUUGCCAGACGGAACCCAUUCUGUCUCUGGUGACUGCGGAAUUAGGAUUCGAAAGUUCUUUAGGCCACCUCGCCGGCACAGACUUAUUGUGCACAAUUUUGUGGGAAGUUGUCCCAAGACUCUUCUCCUUUCUUGGGACGCAUUUGAAGGAUUCGCACCCAUCAUACUCGUCUAUGUGAUUCCACUAUCAUAUCAUGUUAGGGCCAUCGUAAAUACACAUUUCCGGCUUUUGGUAUCCAGUAAGGUAACUGGUGGGUGCCCAUUAGUUUGUAGUAAUGGACAAUGGUCUUAACCAGCAAUAACUGCAUCCAUCGCUUGCCUUACUAAACAUUUCAGCGACCCCUCUAUGUCCUCCUCACAUGAAAUUAGGUGCAUGCAAAUGACCGCAUAGCAAGCGUCAUUAGUAAACUAUAGUAAGUCUGACGCGUUUGAAACUCGCAGCGAACUAAAGGUAGUGGCUUGGGGAGUUUCCAGCUUACGAGCGAACCCGGUCCGCUGGAAGGCUGGUUGAACUGCAGUGCUCCCUGCUUUCAGUGGCCUUUAUGAAACCCUUUAAAUGUUGUGUAAUCCAAGCCGUCCUAUCUCUGAGGUCUAGUUUGUGUGCAGCCCAGGACUAGCACGUGUGCGGCACGCGUAGACAGGAACUCGACGUUGUGAGUCAUUCGGCUUACGACCCUCUGGUCACCGUAACGUUGUUUAGUAUUAAUGGUCCAAAGUUUCCUCUAGACAACCAUAAUCUUAGUUACUUAUGAUUUAGUCACGCUGCUUUCUAGUUCCUACCUCUGUAGUAUUUCUUCGAUUUUUGCCCUUCGUUGGUUUAUUUGACUUUUGCACACUCUUCCCGUUCCAGCACUGCGCCGCCCUCGAGUACGUUUUGUAAAUAAAUCUCCAGAAGCUGUGGAAAUGAGUGCUGAACUCGAACUCGCACGACUUGACACAUUCGUCAAGAGAUCUAUGUCCCGGCCUCGGUUCUAG
Spirometra erinaceieuropaei is the source of this 4772-nucleotide messenger RNA. Lineage: Eukaryota; Metazoa; Platyhelminthes; Cestoda; Diphyllobothriidea; Diphyllobothriidae. The record is from the annotation of a GenBank genome assembly.